AUGUUCUUUCCUCUGGAGAGGUAUCGUAUGAUAGUAGUGGUACAUAACGUCAUUACCAUAUGCUAUGUACAAGGGGUAUACGCCGCGGGUCUUCACUCCACUGUUCGCUUAUUUCUUCUUUCCUCGGAUCAUCUACCCGGUGAGAUGGAUCCUGACGAUGUAAACUUUCCAUGGUCAAUGUAUACUCAGGUUACAAACCAGGAAUCAGUUUACUGUCGUGCAGCUGCUGCUCAAGCAGCCGAGGUCAAAAGGUUAUCUGAUGAUCAGUUGUUGAGUCGAUUCCCAUUGGGAAGACUGGGCUUUAAGGAUAAGGGGUCUGGUAAGCUAAGGUGA
Messenger RNA from Striga asiatica, 333 nucleotides. The record is from the annotation of a GenBank genome assembly. Lineage: Eukaryota; Viridiplantae; Streptophyta; Magnoliopsida; Lamiales; Orobanchaceae.